Vigna unguiculata (cowpea) is the source of this 414-nucleotide messenger RNA. The record is from RefSeq and is a predicted model, not a curated record. Lineage: Eukaryota; Viridiplantae; Streptophyta; Magnoliopsida; Fabales; Fabaceae.
AUGGGAAAUAAUGCCCGGUUCAUUGAAGGGUUUAAAGAAGUGAUGAAAAAGGAGUUUGAAAUGUCUGACUUGGAUCUUGUUAAAUAUUUCCUUGGUUUGGAAAUUGUUCAAGGAGAGGAAGACAUCUUUGUAUCUCAGGAAAAUUAUGCUAAGGAGGUUUUGAUGAAGUUUAAGAUGACAAUUUGCAGCCUGGUUUCCACCCUUAUGGAACCUAGUACAAAACUUUCUAAGUAUGUAGAUGGAGACCGAGUUGAUGCAAGAAAAUACCGGAGUCUGAUUAGAAGUCUUAGAUAUCUUACAAAUACAAGACCAAAUUUAAAGCUAAGUGUUGGAAUAACAAGUUGGUAUAUGGAGGAGCUGAGAUAUACUCAUUGGAAGGCAUUAAAGAUAAUUGUAAGAUAUGUGAAGGAAUAA